This is a messenger RNA of Erpetoichthys calabaricus (reedfish), 4959 nucleotides long. RefSeq names its product trafficking protein particle complex subunit 14 (gene trappc14). Gene Ontology annotation, molecular function: alpha-tubulin binding. Lineage: Eukaryota; Metazoa; Chordata; Cladistia; Polypteriformes; Polypteridae. Gene Ontology annotation, cellular component: TRAPPII protein complex. The transcript is spliced from 11 exons. The record is from RefSeq and is a predicted model, not a curated record. Gene Ontology annotation, biological process: cilium assembly. Bases 421 to 2172 code for a protein of 583 amino acids.
CCGGUUUAUCCAGGACUGAAAGGAUCGCUACAGUCUUACCAAGGCAAUAAACAUACAGCCGCCGAUUUCACUGUAGCAUAGACAGCAGUCAGUUCGCACGCGAGAAUCAGUGAUGGAUUGCUCAUGUCUGAUGUUUUCGCUUCGUCCAUAUGCAAUCAGAUGAAAAAAUGUGUGUUUCCCAAGGAUUUUAGAUUAUAUAUGUGCAAGAAUAUGGGACUGUGCAAUGUGUAUGGCAAAGCAAACCCGUUAGUGCAUCCAUAUCUGAGGGCCAGGCUGCCCUGCUGAAAGUGAACGCGCACAUGAGCGCGCAGACCGACUGGCGCUUGUCUUGUCGCGACUCGCCCGACGCUCAGCUCUACGCCCUGCCUGCUCCGUAGCUUCUCGUCUCGGCUACACACACUGGGAAGGGAAGCUGCAGCGAUGGAGUCCCAGUGUGAGUACUACAUGUACUUCCCGGCAGUGCCUAUUUCUGACCUCUCGGACCCAGCCCGCUACCGCUCGCUGCCGCGCCGUAGCCACCUCUACCUGGGCGAAACGGUGCGCUUUCUGCUGGUGCUGCGCUGCCGUGACGGUGACGGCGAUGGAACUGGAGACGCACCCAGGGUCCGGAUUUGGAAGGAGCUGGCGGGCAACCUCUCGGCUGUGGCCAGCGUAAGCCCCGGGGACAGCAGGCAGCCCCCGCACUAUGACUAUCCCGGUGGAGGAGAUGAACCCGGUUUGCAGGGCGCCGACGAGCAAACGGAUGACGAAGAGGAAGCGGCGACGGCCUGCAGAACCAGGGGCUUCCGGGACUGCAAACCUCUAUUAAUUCACAACAGCAGCCGUCCGCUCCCACUUCAGUCUCCACUUGAUGAGCCAGUAGUAUUGAGUGAUGAAGUCAUCUUCCCCCUGACGGUCUCUCUUGACAAGCUGCCCGUAGGAACAGUAAAAGUCAAGAUUAUUGUGACAGUAUGGAAACGAGACAUGGAGAAAGCAGAAGUUCAAGAGCAUGGCUAUUUAACUAUCCUUCAGAACUGCAGUCCUUCUCUCACUUUUCGAGAAGACCUGAACACUUUCAAGGCACAAGUAAGCACAACCUUAACGGUGUUACCGCCUCCCACAGUGAAGUGCCAACAGAUGACCGUGUCUGGAAAAUACCUCACCAUCCUGAAAGUGUUGAACACAUCCUCCCAGGAGGAGAUCUCCAUUCGAGAUGUUAAAAUUCUGCCAAACUUCAAUGCCUGCUACCUUCCCAUGAUGCCAGAUGGCUCUGUGCUUCUUGUGGACAAUGUGUGCCAUCAGUCAGGUGAUGUGGCCAUGGCAUCCUUCUACAGAGUGGACAGCCUUUCUAGUGGUCUUCCUACCACACUCAGUGCCCUGGAGGAGCAUAACUUCCUUUUUAAACUUCAGGUUAAUGAACGGCCACAGGAGGACGUAAAAGAGGGUCUUGAAGUUCCUCUGGUUGCAGUGCUCCAGUGGUCUACACCAAAACUGCCCUUUACCAACUUCAUUUACACACAUUACAGGUUACCUAGUGUUCGCCUCGACCGCCCUCGCUUUGUGAUGAUGGCAUCCUGUGAGUCUCCAGUGGCAGUAAGGCAGAGAUUCCAAGUCCAGUAUACUUUGCUCAACAAUUUACAGGACUUCCUGGCAGUAAGGCUGGUGUGGACCCCUGAAAGUGCCAUCACUGGAAAACUGCAUUCGCAAGAAGAAUCUCGAGCCUCUGAAGCUGCACUCAAUGCUGUUGUGUGCCACACACCACUCAGUAAUUUGGGCUACUGCAGGAAAGGAAGCACUCUCACUUUCAAUGUGGCAUUCCAGAUACUGCGGGCAGGUCUAUUUGAGUUAAGUCAGCAUAUGAAGUUAAAAUUGCAGUUUACAGCCUCUGUCUCAAACCCACCUCCAGAAGCACGUCCACUUUCACGCAAGAACAGCCCUAGCAGCCCAGCGGUCAGAGACUUGAUGGAGAGACAUCAAGCAAGCUUGGGACGAUCCCAGUCAUUCAGCCACCAGCAGCCGUCACGCUCUCAUCUCAUGAGGACUGGCAGCGUAAUGGAGCGCCGAGCAAUCACCCCUCCAGUGUCGUCACCCAUUGGCCGACCGCUGUACCAUCCUCCUGAAAAGGCCGUCCUUUCCCUGGAUAAAAUUGCCAAGCGAGAGUGCAAGGUUCUGGUAGUGGAUCCUGUGAAAUAAUUACUGUAGGAGAGCCAAACAAGCCUGGGGUCAAGUCAAGAAGCUAAUGAACUGCUGCUUUUGCCAGGGGUACCUGCUUGAGGAGAUAGGGUGAAAUGGACUUGGAAGGCAAAAAGCAGUAAUUUCUUUUUAAACAAUGUUUUAACUUGUUCUGACGGCCAUAUGCUGAAUACCCAAUACUUUCCAUUUGAAUUUAGAGUAAUGCUGCAGAGCAAAGUAAUCAUGAUCACCAGAGGCUUUCUUGUGCAUUAUAGGACAGUCUAAGCCUCUCACAAAGUUGUAUUCACGUCAAGUGUUUGCACUCACUCACUGCAUCCCAGGCUUUUGCAGUAUGGUGUUGAGGAGGAUGGGGAUGGAGGCAGUGUCGGCCGUUUCAGCAGAGCUUGCAGCCCAUUCACAGUGCUUUAGAAUCUGAGGCUCCAUUUCUACUGUUACCUUAAACUAGAAGCAGGCCUUCUUGUCCCUAUCCAAGCUUCAAAUGGUGGUCAAAUUUUAAGCAUUUCAGUACAUGUUAAGCUGUGCUUCCUUGUUACUUCCACCACCUAAAAGAAAGCUGACAGACCAGCCACAAUGGCACUGGACAGAUGUAUUGGUACUGUAUUGUCCUGCAGCCCGGAACUGGGCCUCUACAAGUAUUAAAACGGCAUCAGGGUUGUGAGAGAUCUGGAGCCAAGUAGCCACAAACAAGACUGGACUUCUAGAAAUCUGUAGGUGGACACAGAGUAGCAGGGUGCAGAUUGUCUGUUGUCCUCUCCUCUCCUCGCAAAUAAGUUGUGAUGCUUUGGUGUCCAGUUUUUGCUCUCUUUGUUUUGUGUUAUGUGUUUUUUUAACAUGUUUAUUUAGUUUAUCUUGCAGUUGUCUGGUACAAACUGUAAGAAUUAAUGCACCUUGGUGACAGGCUGCCUAGUCGCUAAAGGAUUUUACUGUUUUCAUGGUUACUGAACUUGAAUAUAUCAUGUUCCAUGUUUACAUUUCAACUGUAGAUUUCUUGUAGACGUGGACAAAUGGAGGGCUUCUGCAAGCCCUCAGAAACACACAUUCUGAGACCCAUGAGCACUCCUAACACAGCCUGUUUUUUCUUCAGUUAUGUUGUUUUCUGCUCAGGUUCCUACACCAGAGUUAAUUGAGGUCUGGGGUCCGUUUGUUUAUACACGUGUGGGAUCCAAAAACUGGAAAUGUAUUUAAAGAUUAUAAAGUAGGAAGGAUUUUUGUACUGCUCAAUGCAUCAUUAAGUCAAAUCAGUUUUCUGUGACUACUGCUGACCCACAUCCUUCACUGCUGUGUACACAAUUCCGAAGCCCACAUGUUAACUCUUUAUUACCGCUUAACUCAAGAUCUUUAUUCUGAGGUCUAAUGUCUGAUUGACUCCAUCUUAUUUCUGAAGACCUCCCCUACACCUGAAGCCCAUCUUGUGACCCUGUUCCAUUUUUGCCCCAAAGCCCAGUGUGACUGCACUGAUUGUCCACUUAUAAAGCCACGUUUAUAAUGUUUUCUGUCACACACGCACACACACAUCCAGUUCUCUGUUUCUGCAUGCCCACUGACUGCGCCUGACCUCUCACUCCCCCUUCUCUCAAUUCACUGCAUCCACAUUGUUCUGCUAUCAGAAAAUCUCUGUCCCAUUUCUCAAGGCUGAUGUGUAAAUCUCCGCUCUCUUUAUAGAGUUCAGGCCCAGUAUGACUGCACUCGUUAAUCUGAAGCCGACAGACAAACCAUACUCCGUCCCAUUUCCGAGACCCCAUCUCUAAACUGUUGCCUCCCCCCUACUCUUGACGCUCAGUAUCUGACUCCAGUGUAUUCAUACUCUAAGUGCCCAGAGAGUGUGGACUUUGUAUUCUAAAAUCCACUUUGAAGGUCCUGUCAUCUUAUUGCAUCUCUUCUCUCUUAAGAGGACCAUGUCAUAAGACUCGCCUGGUUGCAAGAAUUAUGACCCCCGGUGUGAUUUCACUCUGUUCUUUAUUUUGGGACUAACCUGACACACACAGUUCCCCCCCCCCCCCCCCCCCCCCCCCCCCCCCAUUCUGGACCUCCAGUAGUGGGGUUCAUUAUCAGUCUUCAGCAGAGAUUUCAAUACUGUGCACUGCUGCGGUGUAAGUCUCUAUGUACCCUUCCUCCAAGUCCAUGUUUGGCCACAUCACUGGGUGCCAUCCUCUGCUCAGUCCGCCAUUGUAGUUUGCACUCCAGAUUCUCUAAGAGUCGAGCAUGUUCUUGUAAUAUAAAAGGUGCCAGUCUAGCUGACCUCUGCCUGAAAUACAAGGGUCCUAACUGUAGCUUUGUUUACACGAUGCUGUCAGAUGUCACCAACCUGCAUUUCCUUUACUGAGCCACAUUUCUUUUACAUUAUUAAGUCAUUUCCUUUACUGAGCCACAUUUCUUUUACAUUAUUAAGUCUGUCGUGUUUUUCAGUUCAUGUCUGAUUUUAUUUUGCUCUACUGUAAAAGUUGGUGGACCAGGCAGCUGUUUUAGGGCCAAUUUACUUACUUACACAUUUACAUAGGAAAAAUGCUGCCAUUUACAAAAAAGUUUUUCAUUUUGUGAAUUUAUUUUUUAAUUUUUGGAAUUUAUUUUAAUUUUUUGUCUUUUAAGCACUUUAUUUGAGUUUUAAUUUAUUUAAUACUGUGAUAUUUUAAAAGUUAUUUUAAAGUCUUAACUGCUGUGUAGCUUUUGUCAGAUGCACUGGAUGCCCUCACAGUGACUGGAUAUGCAUGAAUCAUGGGAAAUUCAGCAUUUCUCCUGCUAAUUGGUUUACUCGAGGAAUGGUUUAAUAAACCUGAUGAGGAAAGAGAA